This is a messenger RNA of Suricata suricatta (meerkat), 823 nucleotides long. Its product is annotated as neutrophil gelatinase-associated lipocalin-like. The transcript has 7 exons. The coding region runs from base 25 to 618 and encodes 197 amino acids. Gene Ontology annotation, molecular function: small molecule binding. NCBI's taxonomy places the organism in Eukaryota, Metazoa, Chordata, Mammalia, Carnivora, Herpestidae. The record is from RefSeq and is a predicted model, not a curated record.
GCCUGCUUUCUCAGCCCUGUAGUCAUGGCCCUAGGUCUCCUGUGGCUGGGCCUUGCCCUGCUGGAGGCCCUGCAGACCCAGGCCUGGGUCUCUACCCUAAACCUGAUCCCAGCCCCACCUCUGCUCAGGGUCCCUCUGCAGCCUGACUUCCAGAAUGACCAGUUCCAGGGGAAAUGGUACGUCAUAGGAUUGGCAGGAAAUAAAUUUAACAAAGAAUACCUUCAGUUUACAAUGUAUGCCACCGUCUAUGAGUUGAACGAAGACAACAGCUACGAUGUCACCUCUAUCCUGGCCUGGAACCAGACCUGUGAUCACUGGCUCAGAACUUUCAUCCCAAGUUCUCAGCCAGGCCAAUUCACCCUGGGAUACAUUGAGCGUUACAUUGGAACCCAGAGCUACACGGUACGAGUGGUGACAACAGACUACAACCAGGUCGCCACGGUGUUCUUCAAGAAAGUUUACAACAACCAGGAGUACUUCAAGAUCACCCUCUAUGGGAGAACCAAGGAGCUGACUCCUGAGCUGAAGGAGAACUUCAUCAGCUUUGCCAAAUCCCUGAACCUCACCGACGAGCACAUCAUUUUCCCUAUCCCCAUCGAUCAGUGCAUCGAUGAGUGAUCAAGAGUGCGGUGCCCUCGGACUCUCUCCACCCCAUCCGCUUCACGUUGACCUCUGCCCAGGGCACCGCCCAACUGUCCCCACCAGACUGGACACCAGUGAGAGAGCCAGGAGACCCUUCUCACUGGACGGCCUAUGAGCUCACUGUUCCCCAGGCUGCCCUGUGGACAGAAACCCUUCUUGCUUGCCAAAUAAACACAUGUUC